CUUCUCUACUCUCUAGAUGCUACGCUUGGACAAUUACCCUACGUACACCACCCACAGAAAAGAUCAUAUAAGAGAGGGUGCCAUUGAUGACACAAUCGUUCUUUCUGUAUCACCGCCUCGUGUUACAACUCGCUCACACACAAAACCUCUGCGUAUUGCUAACCAUAAUGACCGACUAUUAUCCUUACGUCCUUCCUUACGAGUCAACAUCCCAAGCUCAACCAUUUAUCCCUCGAGUAAGCGAUGGAAUAUCCAGACAAUCACAUACUAUGGAAGAAGCACGGCCACGAUACCAUGCGUUGCCGACGAAGGUAGAGAAACUGUACAUGUCUAUAGCGGCGGCUGAAGCUGUCAUUGUGUUCGCCUUAGCCGCUGCAGUCUUUGGGCUCGUUGAAGUGAAUGUCAAGGACGCCGGAUUGAAGAUAAAGACUGUUCCCGUUUAUCUCGCCAUAUUUCUGCUGUCACAAGUCUUCUCGUUGCUAUAUGUUUUCGAUGCCUUGCGAGCUCGAAACAUCGUACAGCUCUUUCUGCACAUCUGGUUGAACCUCAUGCUUCUGCUUUACGCCAUUCUGCAGAUACCCCAGACAAAGAUAGCACUUGAAGAUGUCACUGGUAGUUGUGGUGAUUUUGAUCGCUGCACAGGCCCUGGCUCACUAUUCAACGUCAUCCAAGGCAUCCUCAUCGUACCUCCCAUCAUCUUUGGACUGGCCCUCAUUUCCUUUGGGUUUUUGUCCAGGCAGCUUUACUUUCAGUUUGGCUGGGAUGUUUUCCGAUUGGUUGGGGCCUCUCCUGAACUGAAAAGAAUACAUAGGGCAUAUCAAACUUUGCUGUCUCUGCUCAAGCUGCUCCUGUUUUUUGCCAUGGCGUUCUGUCUCGCCUACCUCAUCCUUGUGACAGCUUGGAGCACUAAUAGAGGAGAAUUUAUCCUAACGGUGGUGGCAUUACCGCUGGUCAUCGUCUUCAUCUUGCUCUGCGGCUGGGCACUUCGGACAGAAAACAAAACCGUGAUGGUUUGUCUACUGGUCAUCAUGGUAGCAGGCUUGGCCUACUUCAUCUAUAAGCUCGUCACCCUCUGGCUUCCUCGCACAUCUUCACUCUACAUCAAUACCAAAAUCACGAUGGCCAUCCUCUCGAUAUUUUCCAUCAUCAUAUUGCUCGUUACAUUUAUUUUUGGGUGCAUGUGUAUGUCAAAUUUCGGUAAAGGCUUGGUCGAGGCGCAUCAGAAUCCGGAGAACAGGACAAGUCUUUGGUCUUUACCAGCAAACAAGGGAUGGAGUAGAAAAUAUAAUGGUAAUGAAGGGGAAAGUGGCCAGAUGGUGCCGCAGAUGGUCAUUGAAUAAGGGCACUCGGGAGGCUCAGUCAUUCGGUAUUCAGCAUUUUGGUUCGACAAUGUCAUUGUAGCAUACUAAUUAUCUGUGGAAUUGGUGAAGUGAUAAGGUUUGGGCGCGAUUACAUACAUGACCACGGGCAGCCAUUGUUCAAGAUAUCAUAAAUGUCAAUGCUGGCUAUGGUCGUAUAAAGUCGUAGAGUCGUUCAUGGCAAGAAAGGCGUUGGCUCAGCAUAAUCUAUAUAAUCGUUUAAUAACUCGAA
Cryptococcus deneoformans JEC21 is the source of this 1590-nucleotide messenger RNA. RefSeq lists its product as hypothetical. The transcript has 12 exons. Bases 87 to 1340 code for a protein of 417 amino acids. NCBI's taxonomy places the organism in Eukaryota, Fungi, Basidiomycota, Tremellomycetes, Tremellales, Cryptococcaceae. Gene Ontology annotation, cellular component: Golgi apparatus. The record is from RefSeq and is a predicted model, not a curated record.